GUACGCCUGCAAAGGCAGAAAAGAAAGGAAAGAGAUGCAACCGCUUCUGGGACCCCGAGAGUAACAAGGAUUGUUACAGACGUAUUAGCACAGCUAGGGUAUGCGACAGAGCCGGUGGUGCAAAGGAGGGUAGUAACGGCUGUCCAAGUGAAAGGAAAGGAGCCGGUGAUAGAGGAGGCUGUUCAGGAGGAACUCUGGGAAGAGGAAGAGCCGGUGCCGCAGCGCCUAACGAACGCCCAGUGCAACGUGCGUAACUUGGCGCAGGGCGGACAGGRAUCAGGAAAAGCGGAGGCGCCUCAGGCCUUGACAGCGACCCCUUUAAAUAUGRCGGCUCCAUCAUCUAGUAUAGGCCCCUUGCAGGGAGGGGCGCCCUCCUACGGACAGUGGCCYUGGCCGGUGAUUAAUGCAAUUGUACCAUGCGGUACCCCGCCACCAGUAGCCGGACCGCAAACGAGCAUGCCGCCUCCCAUCUACCCCGCAGCCCAGGCCCAGCCUGUGGCCCCGCUACCGUUACCCGCCCCUAGUUCACAGGGAAGCGUGGCUGGAGGUGGGAACCAAGGGCAGGGCAAUCAAGGCAACGGAGGGAGGGGUGGAGGAAGGGGGCGAGGCAGGAAUGGCGGCGGAAGAGGAAGGCAAUGGAAUGGUCAAGGCCAGGGGUACCAAGGCCAAGGGAAUCAAGGUCAGGGGUACCAAGGCCAGGGGUACCAAGGCCAAGGGAAUCAAGGCCAGGGAUACCAAGGCCAAGGGUACCAAGGUCAGGGGUAUCAAGGCCAGGGGGAUCAGGGAAGUCAGGGGUAUGGAAGACCCCGUUUUGACUGGAGGACGGCCAUCUGCCAACAUUGUGACGAGCAAGGCCACACCAUAAGGUCCUGUAAUAUAAGACGGGAAGACGAGAGGAGCGGGCAGAUUUCCUCCACUAUGGAUGGGAACAUCUACGAUCAGUUUGGGGAGGCCAUUGACAAAAGGCUUGGAGGAGUGAGGGCGGAAGCCCAACGAAGUGCGGCAGCUGGGCCGCCACCCCCUGCCAUGUUCAGGCUAUGGCAGGAGAAGGAAGGACCAUCGGUGGAGAUAGAGGAAUUCAGGUUAUGGCAGAAAAAAGGGGAACCACCGAUUGGGGUGGAGGAAGUGGGGAGCGAUGAGGAAGUGACUCAAGGGCUACGAGGAGGGAGUAAGAGAGAAGAGUCCGUAAUCAUUGAGUCAGAUGAUGAGAAUGAGGAAGAAUGGAUGGGACCUCCAUCCGUCUUGUUGGGGAAAAUGGAGGACCUGCUGRAUAAGAUGGGGAGGUACCAACAGAAGUUGGUGGGYCUCUGUGAGGAAGUGAGGAAAUGGAAGUCUAGCAUCCCCAAGGUGUUCCUCUACGACUCUGGUCCGGAGUCAGCGCCCGGGCGACCCGAAGUAAAUAUGGUAGGAUCAUGCCCACAAUCAGAGAUGAUGGGGAGACCCCUCACUCCGCAGGCCCGGCUGACGCAGACAGCACGAACGAGAAAUCAAACCAGAGCCAGCGCCAGCCAAGAACCUCCAAGGAGGGAGCAGGAGCCAGGAAAAAGGAAGGAGGCUGUGGAAGUGGAGGAUGAUGAUGAUGAAGAGGAAGAAGACGAGAGGCUGCGCCGAGAAGAGGAUCAGAGGGCGGAGCAGCGGGCGAGAAAAAAGGGGACCAGGGGAGAAGCYGAGCCGGUCAUACGUGAYGGACCGCCCAAAAGGAAGAAGUAUGCGGUUCGAUUGGAGGAGGGGUUUGACGUGGAGAAAGUGAUCGACCGGCUGCUAGAAGGGCACAAUGACCUCAUGACUCUGAAGGAAAUCCUAGCGUCGGCCCCGCGACUCCGCGAUGAACUGAAGGGGAGAUUGUCGCGGCGCUUGGUGCCCAACGUCCAUCUGGGCACGAUUCUGCCCAAGGAGGCAGAGUGGGCGGAGUCAGGCACAAAGAUGGAUUGGAAGUGCGUGGCCUGCGGCACGGUGGAUUUGGUGGUGAAGGGUUCUAAGUGCGCCGCAAUGGUGGACACCGGGGCGGAAAUGAACAUCAUCCGGGAGACGGACGCGAUCAGAUUCGGGCUGGAUAUAGACCGGAAUGUGGACGAAGUCCCCGAGAGCCAGGACGACGAGUUCGAGGAGGGGGAGAUUAAGGAGGUUUUUCAUGCAGAGGAGUACGACGGGAUCUACCUAGAGCUGGGGCUUCUUCUGUCCUGCGAAAUACGGCUAAGGGAUGCGAGCGAUAAGGCUCAAAGGAUGCUGCAGCGCUACUUAGUGCGAGACGACCACCUUUUCGUGAGAAGAGAAGUGGGGAAUCCCAGGAGAGUCGUCUGCGGUAGGAAUCGUCAGAUCGACGUUGUAGCAGCGCUUCAUGAUGGCAUUGCAGAAGGGCAUCGAGGGGUACAAGCCACGUAUGCCAAGAUAAGUGAGUUGUACUACUGGGAUGGGAUAAUGGACAUGGUCGGGAAGUUCUGCCGAUCUUGCGUACCCUGCCAGGAGAGAUCCCGUUUAAGGCAAGGAGAGUCGCUGCAUCCAAGGCUAGAGCGAGAGGUGGGGGUUGUAGUGCAUCUCGAUCUACUGUUUAUGUCGCUUGGGGAUCAGGGCUAUAACUAUAUCUUCGAUGCGCGCGAUAACCUGUCUGGCUUCGUAGACGGGCAUGCUAUUCGCACAAAGACCGGGUUAGUCUUAGUGAGCUGCAUCGAGGAAUAUUACCUGCGCUAUCCUUUCGUCAGGGAAUUCGUAAUGGACAGGGGAUCGGAGUUUACCUGCCAGGAGGUACRAGAACUGUUAUCAAGGUCUGACUUUACGAAGACAGCCAUGCCAAGAGAAGGGAAGGGGACACGGCCGCCUCAGAGGCCGUUGGGCGCAUCAGGAGGAUAUGAGCGGCAUGGGCCUCACCAUCGAGAGAGUACUCYGGUCUACGAUGAUGGGGACGUCGAGCUAUUCCUGGACAGUUUCUGGGAGCAUGCGAGGCGUAUGGGUUGGACCGUGGCCAGGCGAUUGAGAGAUUGAGGGGAGCAGGCAGGUUCGAGGAGCCCAUUGCCCGGAUUUGUACGGAGAC
Molecule: messenger RNA, 3028 nt
Organism: Chara braunii
Lineage: Eukaryota; Viridiplantae; Streptophyta; Charophyceae; Charales; Characeae
Source: the annotation of a GenBank genome assembly